UGCAGAGACGCCGGGGCUGGAGCUGAGAGCGAGCCGGGAGAGUUGAGGGGUCGGGUGGGCUGGGCAGCAGGGCGGAUCGGGAACCCGCACCGUUGAGCCUGCCUGCAAGCGAGAGUCGGGAUUUGGGAGGCCGUAGGAAGCAGUGGGGGCUCUAGACACCCAGGUGGUGACUCCUUGUAACGGCUGCAGGAUGGGAAAUCCUGGUGCAUUUCUAGUCUGCUAGGAAUACCUUGGAACGUCUCUCCAGCUAACCCCUCUUGUCCUUAUGAGAAUACUGAACUCCACUCCUCACAAGUCCACAAUGGCAGUGGAUGUUGCAAUGCAGUUGUACCUGCGCUCGCCCUCUUUCCGAAGGGACAGCUUUGCUUACAAAAUCGCUCCGAAGCCCAAAAAGCCUUUGCGGCCCUGCAUCCAUUUAAACAAUAGAAUGGAGUUAAAUGACCUGGGAGCAGAAGUCCAAAAACUACAGAACGCCAAAGUAAAAAAGAGGGUAUCCUUUGCAGACACCAGGGGCUUGGCUCUGACGAUGGUGAAAGUGUUCUCUGAGUUCGAUGACCCGUUGGAUAUUCCAUUUAACAUCACGGAAUUAAUAGACAACAUUGUGGGCCUGACAACGGCAGACAGGGACGAUUUUGUCUUGGAUUUUGUACAGCCUUCCGCCGACUAUUUGGACUUCCGCAAUCGCCUCCAGGCGGACUAUGUCUGCCUUGAGAACUGCAUGCUGAAAGAUAAAGCUAUCUCUGGCACCGUGAAAGUUAGGAAUCUUGUGUUUGAGAAGGCUGUGAAGAUCCGGAUGACAUUCGACACCUGGAAAACCUUCACAGACUAUCCAUGCCAGUAUGUCAAAGACACGUAUGCGGGUUCAGAUAAGGACACCUUCUCUUUUGAGAUCAGCUUGCCCAAGAAAGUUCCGCCCCACGAAAGGAUGGAGUUUGCAGUGUGUUAUGAAAGUGACGGCAGAGUGUACUGGGAUAGCAACAAAGGCCAGAAUUACAGGAUCAUGCGGUCAGAACUGAAAUCCGCCCUGGAGAUUUCCCAACCUCAGAGCGAAUCUGGUUUUGGGAUUGCCUUUGACCAGUUUGGAAGUCCAAGGUGCUCCUACGGCUUAUUUCCUGAAUGGCCAAGUUAUUCAGGGUAUGAAAAGCGCGGGCCUUAUUACUGAAUGAAAGACAUGGUCUGUGUAUUUAAAUGUAUGAGGUUUUUAAGGGGAGAAAAACUUGGCAUUUGCUGCGAUGCGAUGGUCGCCAAAGGUGUGUGUUUAUAGAGCUGCAGAAAGUGAAACGCAAGGGACUCGUGAAAUGCCUGACUGCAGAUAGGCUGUUCUUGCAUUGAACAGCUAGAAGAAACGGGAGAGGUCAUUCGUGUUUCGGAACACCACUGCUUGCCUCCCAGUCCAGUCCAACGCUCAUUGCUUCGGUUCAGGCACUGUUUUGCUUGUUCAUCAGUGCGAGGUACGUUGCAAUAUUGCAAACUGAUUUUGGAGGAAGACUCCCCCCUUUUUGCAUUAUGGAGACAGAGUUGGCUGUUCCUCACGAGAAACCAUAGAGG
This is a messenger RNA of Gekko japonicus, 1548 nucleotides long. RefSeq names its product protein phosphatase 1 regulatory subunit 3B (gene PPP1R3B). Gene Ontology annotation, molecular function: glycogen binding; protein phosphatase 1 binding. The transcript is spliced from 3 exons. Gene Ontology annotation, cellular component: protein phosphatase type 1 complex. The record is from RefSeq and is a predicted model, not a curated record. Gene Ontology annotation, biological process: regulation of glycogen biosynthetic process. NCBI's taxonomy places the organism in Eukaryota, Metazoa, Chordata, Lepidosauria, Squamata, Gekkonidae. The coding region runs from base 266 to 1162 and encodes 298 amino acids.